This is a messenger RNA of Salvelinus namaycush (lake trout), 1603 nucleotides long. RefSeq names its product ATP-dependent RNA helicase DDX39A-like. The coding region runs from base 55 to 1338 and encodes 427 amino acids. Gene Ontology annotation, molecular function: RNA binding; ATP binding; RNA helicase activity. The record is from RefSeq and is a predicted model, not a curated record. Gene Ontology annotation, biological process: mRNA export from nucleus; mRNA splicing, via spliceosome. Lineage: Eukaryota; Metazoa; Chordata; Actinopteri; Salmoniformes; Salmonidae. The transcript is spliced from 9 exons.
UGUGAAACUAGCUUGCAGUGGUACUCAAAGCCGAUUUGAAUUAACACCGGAAAAAUGGCAGAGAACGACGUUGACAAUGAGCUGUUGGACUAUGAAGAGGAUGAGGAGCCUCAGGUUGCCUUGGAGACCGCCACACCUGCGGGCAAGAAGGAGGUAAAGGGCUCUUACGUCUCCAUCCACAGCUCCGGCUUCCGAGACUUCCUGCUCAAACCAGAGCUGCUCCGCGCCAUUGUUGACUGUGGCUUUGAACAUCCCUCUGAAGUCCAACACGAGUGCAUCCCACAGGCCAUCCUGGGCAUGGACAUCCUGUGCCAGGCCAAGUCUGGUAUGGGCAAGACGGCUGUGUUUGUACUGGCCACCCUGCAGCAGAUUGAGCCUGUGGACGGGCAGGUGUCUGUGCUGGUGAUGUGCCACACACGAGAGCUGGCCUUCCAGAUCAGCAAAGAGUAUGAGCGCUUCUCCAAGUACAUGCCCACCGUCAAGGCAGCCGUGUUCUUCGGGGGCCUGUCCAUCAAGAAGGACGAGGACGUGCUGAAGAAGAAUUGCCCCCACAUUGUGGUGGGAACACCCGGCCGCAUCCUGGCCCUCAUCCGCAACAAGACCCUCAACCUGAAGAACGUGAAGCACUUUGUCCUGGACGAGUGUGACAAGAUGCUGGAGCAGCUGGACAUGAGGCGUGAUGUUCAGGACAUCUUCAGGCUCACACCCCACGAGAAGCAGUGCAUGAUGUUCAGCGCCACCCUAAGCAAAGAGAUCCGCCCUGUCUGCCGCAAGUUCAUGCAGGAUCCCAUGGAGGUGUUUGUGGACGAUGAGACCAAGCUGACGCUGCACGGCCUGCAGCAGUACUACUGCAAGCUGAAGGAUAGCGAGAAGAACCGCAAGCUCUUCGACCUGCUCGACGUGCUCGAGUUCAACCAGGUGGUGAUCUUCGUGAAGUCUGUGCAGCGCUGUGUGGCUCUGUCUCAGCUGCUGGUGGAGCAGAACUUCCCUGCAAUCGCCAUCCAUAGGGGCAUGGCUCAGGAGGAGAGGCUUUCCCGGUACCAGCAGUUCAAGGACUUCCAGAGGCGGAUCCUGGUGGCCACCAACCUGUUUGGCCGAGGGAUGGACAUUGAGCGCGUCAACAUCGUCUUCAACUACGACAUGCCCGAGGAUUCCGACACCUACCUGCACAGAGUGGCCCGUGCCGGCAGGUUCGGGACGAAAGGUCUGGCCGUGACCUUUGUGUCCGACGAGACUGACGCUAAGACCCUGAACGAUGUGCAGGACCGCUUUGAGGUCAACGUGGCAGAGCUCCCAGAAGAGAUUGACAUCUCCACCUACAUUGAACAGUCCAGAUGAAAGUCGCCCCCUGACCAGUGAAGACGACAUGUCCGUGCCCCUCUGUCCCGGUCUUUUUUGGAGAGGGAGAAUAAAAUAAUCAUUUUUUAUUUCUUUUUUUAAAUGCCUCUCCCUGAUCUCCCAGUUCAUUAAGCAUCACUUUUUAUUUGAUUUUUAUCCUAUCCUCCCAAGGCUGCAGUUUUAAUGUUAUUUUCCCUGUUAAUGGUGGUUGUUUCUAUUUUUGCUUAAUGAAAUCAUUGACAUUAAAAUGUUUUAUACAAUGUUA